Messenger RNA from Papaver somniferum (opium poppy), 705 nucleotides. RefSeq lists its product as uncharacterized. Lineage: Eukaryota; Viridiplantae; Streptophyta; Magnoliopsida; Ranunculales; Papaveraceae. The record is from RefSeq and is a predicted model, not a curated record. The transcript has a single exon. Bases 1 to 705 code for a protein of 234 amino acids.
AUGAGAGAAGCUAACAUCACUCCGCUGACUCAACACCUGGUCAAAGCACUUAUCCCUCAAAAGUGUCUCGUCCCAUCAUUCGAAUGUUACGAUGGAUCCAGCGAUCCUGCAGCUCAUCUUCGGUACUGCAUUUUAGCCCGAUGGGAUAAAAACGAUGCGGUCCUCUGCAUAUAUUUUCCUUCAAAUCUAAAGGGAUCAGCACUAUCUUGGUUCCACAACCUACCGCCCAACUCCAUCGAUUCCUACAGCCAUCUCACUGAGAAAUUCUUAGGAAUGUACAUGUACAACAAGGCUAUCAACGCCGGAAUGGACAAGCUCUUCUCUUUGGCAAUUGCUUACAAAGAAAAGAUCAGGGAAUAUACCGACAGAUGGCACAAAAUUUUUCAAGCUAUAGGGAACAUAGACCCAGUGGUCAGCAUCAACUGUUACAAAUGGGGAUUGGAUAGAAUGAGCCCUUUAUUUGUGGAGAUUCAUGGAAGUGUACCUACGAUUGAAGGAGACCUUCGAGUAAUCAUCGAAAAGCAUGCCAGGUUAGAAGAAAUCCAUCGGGAAAAUCCCAAAACCCAAACUCAAAGAUCUCAUCGUACUAACUCAGAGGAGCAAACCAGUGGAUCAAAGAGGAGCGGUUCAACUAAACGUCCUAACGAAGAUAAGAGAAGACGAAAGGAUGACCGUCGGCGGGAUGACCAAAAAUUCGAAGAUUAG